UACAAAUCGGCCAUCACAUCAUCUUCAGUCUUACACACCUCACCUCCAUACCGUUACUUCACUAUAAACACACAGCCCGAACCUUCUCAUCUCGCUACAAGACCUCAAUCGACAAGUUUUCAUCCAACCGUAACCACCACCAACAUCAAACAAACCCUCAUAAUGGCACCCAUCAGAAUCGGCAUCAUCGGCCUCUCCUCAACCGCAACAACAGCCUGGGCCUCAAGCGCCCACCUCCCCUACCUCCUCUCUCCGCGCGGCCGCUCCAAAUACACAAUCACAGCCCUCUGCAACUCGAGCGUCGAAGCCGCCCAGCGCGCAGUGAAAGCCUAUAACCUCCCCUCCUCCACUAAGGCCUACGGCAGCCCCGCCGACCUGGCCGCGGACCCGGACGUGGACCUCGUCGUCGUCUCGACGCGGGUCGAUCAGCACUACGACACGGCUCUUUCCAGCGUCGAGGCGGGUAAGAGUGUGUACGUCGAGUGGCCUCUCGCGCAGGACGCGAAGCGCGCGGGGGAGCUGGCGGAUGCGGCGAGGAGGAGCGGGGCGAGGACGGUGGUGGGUGUCCAGGGAAGAUUUGCGCCGUCGCUGUUGAAGGUCAAAGAGAUCUUGGAGGAGGGGAGGAUUGGAAAGGUGUUGAGUAGUGAGGUGAGGGCGGCGGGUGGUUCGUUGGAUCGGAAUGUUUUGCCGGCUGGGUUGAAGUACUUCACUCAGCGCGAGAUUGGAGGGAAUGUGAUCACCAUCGGUUUUGGUCACUUGUUUGACCAGAUCCAGCACGUCCUAGGCGAGGCGACCAUCCAACACUCGCACACCCAAAUCCAACGCCCCGACGUCAAGAUCCGCGACCCGUCAACGAAGCAAAUCGUCGAGACAGUCCCAAGCAACGUGCCCGACCUCCUCGUCGCAACAGCGACCCUCCCACCCUCAAACCUCGUUUCCGCCCAAGGCGCCACGCUCCUCGCGCGGUUCCGACGGGGUCAGCCCUUCGGCGGCGAGCCGCAGCUCUCGUGGACCGUCAACGGCGAAAAGGGCGAGAUCCGUCUCACGUCGCAGAACAGCGUCGCGCUGCAGGCCUUUGCGGACGUGGACGGUGUCAAGAUUGAGGUUCAAGACUUUGAGAGCGGCGAGGUGGAGAGUGUGCCGUGGGCGUGGGAGGAGGGGUGGCAGGCGGAGUUGCCUGUGCCGGCGAGAUGUGUCGGGGCGGUUUAUGAGGCUUUUGCGGAGGGUGAGAGUUUGCCUAGUUUUGAGGAUGCUGUGAGGCGGCAUGAGCAGGUUGAUGGGAUUCUCUACAAGUCUGGAAUGAGUUCGAUCCUUACAUCCGUAAUCACCAUGAACACAUCACCAAUCUACUUUUGGCGGGAAACGGGGCAUGAAGGCUACCUCUCCCAAUGGUGGACCUCCAACCCCUUCACCCAAUCUCCCUCUCCCUCUUCAUCCUCAUCCUCGUCCCCAUCCUCAUCUUCAACCCCCUCCACAUCCAUAACAUUCAAAACAGCAGAACACUACAUGAUGCACGCCAAAGCCCUCCUCUUCACCGACCCCGCCGUCGCCCUAUCCAUCCUCAAAGCAGACCACCCGCGCAAAGUCAAAGCCCUCGGCCGCAAAGUGCGCAACUUCAACGAAGCGCUGUGGAACGAGAACAGAGAGCGCAUCGUCCGCGAGGGCAAUCUCCUGAAGUUCCGGUCCGCGCCAGAGUUGCGGAAGAAGUUGCUGGCGACGGGGGAUAGGGAGCUGGUGGAGGCGAGUCCGAUGGAUCGGAUCUGGGGGAUCGGGUUCUCGCCGGAUAAGGCACCGGGUUCGGAUCGGGGACGGUGGGGGUUGAAUUUGCUGGGUAAGAUUUUGAUGGAGGUUCGGACGGUGUUGAGAGAGGAGGCAGAGGUGGAGGAGGAGAGGAAGGGGAGGAAGAGGGAAGUUGUCGAGGCUGAAGCGAAGAGGAGGCGGAGUUCUGAAGAAGGUGAAGGGAGUCAAGUUGUAGACGAAGGGGCUGUUAAGAAGUUGAGACGAGGAGAGGAAGAUGCAGGAUCCGUCAAGACGGCAAAUGACACGGCUAAAGGGGGAUAG
This is a messenger RNA of Colletotrichum costaricense, 2061 nucleotides long. RefSeq names its product oxidoreductase family protein. The transcript is spliced from 3 exons. The annotation marks the transcript as partial. Gene Ontology annotation, molecular function: nucleotide binding. Lineage: Eukaryota; Fungi; Ascomycota; Sordariomycetes; Glomerellales; Glomerellaceae. The record is from RefSeq and is a predicted model, not a curated record.